AUGGUGCCCCGCGAACAACCAAGCUCCAGCUUCCGGUGGCGCGUGGUUUCCGGCUCGGAUCGGAACCUGGAGCCCGGAUUCGAUCCGGGUGUGAACAUUCCAAAAGCAGGUAAGGCAGCCCCCCUCCCCCACCCUCCCGCCUCGCCGCGCGCCGCCCCCUCGCCCCCCCGCGCGGGGACCCUGGGCCGGCGGGCCCCCUCUGGCGCGCGCGGGGCGCAUCUCGGGGAGGCGCGGCGCGGCCCCGGCAGCGGCCGCGGCGCCGCCUGCUGCUCCCUCCCCUCCGUCCCGCUCUCCUCCUCCACGCCGCCUGUUCUUUGUUACAGGCAGGAGCCGCCUGCGGCCGCGCGGCGUGGAGGGGGCGAGGCGGGUCCGAGGCAAAACCCGGCGGAGCCGCUCCCGGAUCCCCAGCCCAACCCAGGCAGCCGCCCGCCCGCCCGCCCGCCCCGUGCGGGCAAGGCUCGCCUGGCGCCUCCGCCGCCCUGGGCUGCGCUUCUCUCCCGCCCCGCGCCCUUUCCUCCUUUCCCCUCCAACCCGGACCGGACCUGGGUGGGGCAGCCCCUGUACUCGGGGAGGCAGCGCGGGCGGGCGGUGCACCCCGAGAGGCAAGGCUCGGGCUCGCCCUGGGGCUGGGAAGCGGAGGGCUUCGGCUUGCCCGGGGGCAGGACAAAGCGCCCUCCCUCCCCCGCCGUGCCUGCGCCUGGUGCGCGGCUGGAGAAGGGCAGGGCAGGCGCCGCUCUUGCGAAGGGGGCGUGUGGAGGUGGCCUGCUCCACGGACUGCAGCCACUCGGAGAGGUGCGGGACUCUCGCCUUAAAAUCCGCAGAUUGUGCCCCCUCUCUGGCGCCCGCUUGGUCCUUUUGUGCCACAUGUACAAGGUCACACACACACGCGCGGACCUUGGGGAAAUUCGGCAUAUCUGGCACGUCCUGUUCUUGCAGUCGCGUUUUCUCAAUGCAUUGAAACAAUGUGGGUUUCUUUAAAAUAAACAUUUAAAAUGCUCUUUUAAAAAAAUUCUCCACUCGCCUCGGUUGAGAAGUAGAUCUGGUAGAAUAGCUUGCUGAUUAUGAUAUUAUAUUCUGAUAAAUUAAUUCUCAUAUUUUAAAUACUAAAUGUAUGCGUGAGUCAGGUAUUUUCCCUAUUCUCCAAUCAUCCAUUUGGCUAUAAGGAGUUACUGUUGGAACUGUAUUUCAUCCUCUGAUGUGGAUGGACUGGCAAAGGUUUGUUAGCCAGGCAGAUUCAUCCAGUGGCGUAAAUUGCUCUCUUUUUAUUACAUUUUUCAAAAAACUAGUUUAAUCAUGCGGGUCAUGUCCAUGUAUGAAAAUAAAUGUGAAAACUGCAAGUUUUAACUGGUUUUAAUAAAAAGACAUUGAAUGCAGAUGCAUUGUUUCUUGACCUGUUUACCUGUAUCGAAGGCCACAUACUACACUGUGUCAAAAAUAUUAACAUGUCAGAAAGGAAUGUGUGAAGUGACCCGUCAUAGGUGGCUUGUAAAAUCCCCAAAAUGGAAUUUAGAGUAGGAUUAUUGUUCAUGUACUAAUCUGAUAUGGGGGUGGAGGCUUUUCCAAUUUUUGGAUUCUCCAUCAUUAAUACUUCUUUGCACUCUUGCUUGUGUUGACACACUCAGCAUAAUGUCAUGGAGUGUUUGCAAGGGAAACUGCCAAUUUCCAUGGUGCAUUUAUUUUUUCCCCUUCACACAUGGUCACGUCCUGCUGAGGAAGUUAAUUAAGGCUACAUGUUCCAACCACUGUUGAUAGUAGAUAUAAAGGGGGAGGUAUGUUUGUUCAAUAAAUUUAUUGUUUAAUGGUGCCCACAGCGUACUUGAUGAUUGAUACAUUCAACUGCAAGAUGCAUGGGUGCCAUUGUAUGGUCCUAAAACACCUUUGGAACCCAUGAAGUUUGCUAUUAGAGGCCCAUUUAAGGUGGCAAAGAUGCUUCAAAAUAAUCUCUCGUAAAAUUAAAACCAAUACUAUAAUAUUCAGUAAGUGAGCAAAAUAAAAUAUUGGAAAGCAUUUUCCUUGUUUCCUUGCACAAAUUCAGAUAUUAGUUAAUCCAUUAAUCCACUUGCAGUCUCUUUCCUGCUCCUGUUAUUGAUGUAAAUAAUUUUUCUCUAAUACCUUUAAUCAUGCAAAUACUUGCACGUUUGGCUUAAAAUCUCAUCUAGUUGUACGAUUGGCAUUGGACUGUUUACUAAGUAUCAGGUGUCUAUGUUUUCUCAGCUAUACUCAGAUAUGAUCUCACUCUUUUUAUGCUGCUUUUUUAAUUAGUUCUUCUUCCUCACCUAUCUUGCCCAAAGAAAAAUGUACCAAUUAGCAGUUUACUGCAAGUUAUUAUCUGUGUUUAUUUCACGGAUGCUAUUUCUGUAGUCAUGUAGCCUUGAUAUCAGUAUGAUUAUUCGUUUAUAUUUUUGCAAAAUGAAAGCAUUUUAAUAAAAUUAAUUAGUAUGGUGCAUCUGAAUUUUGCUUUGCGUGUCAAUGGGAAACUAAGGCAUUAAAAAUACCAAAAAGAAGAAAAGGAAAACCAUAGUGUUAACAACAGUUAUAAGCACUGAAAAUUGCCACAAAUGUAUAAAUACUGCAACCAAGUAUAAAAUGUAUUGACUCUGCUUUUGUCAACAUGUUGAUUUGCAACUUAAAGACUUGUAUAGUGCAGUGUUUCACACCCUCUUCCCAUCUGUCAUCUAUAUGGCUCAGCUGGUUAGUGUGUGGUACUGAUAAUACCAAGGUUGCAGGUUCGAUCCACAUGUGGGGCAGCUGCCCGUUCCUGCAUUGCACGGGGUUGGACUAGAGCCUUGGAACUCUUCCAACUAUGAUUCUAAUUUUGGACUAUCCAGGGUUCAUUCUCGUUGUACCACUUGUGAGCCAAAGUCAAUGUCUGGGACAGUAGUGCUAGACCAGCGUUUCCACCUGUUUUGGGACUACAAUUCCCAUUAUCUCUGACUACUGGUCCUGCUAGCUAGGGAUGAUGGAAGCUGUAGUCCAAAAACAGCUGGAGACCCAAGUUUGGGAAACUGCCCUAGAGGAAGGUGGAGGUCAAAACAUAAUUAAAGUCGGUGUUCAUUUUCCUGGACAUGUCUUGUUUAUCUCCCAGGAUCCUGGUGCUUCCGGGAUGCUUACAAGCAGGGUGUAAAGUUAGCCUUCUGUCCCCAGCAUGUGAUAUUCAGAAGAGUACUCCUGAGUAUGGAGGUGCCAUUUAGCUAUCAUAUAUUAGCUAUGGAGAGAAUAUCAUUUGAAUUUAAUCACUUUUUGAGCCAUCCCAGCUAACAGACUUAUGGGGUACUUGUUACAUAAAAUACACACUUGAAAUGAUUUGCUCACAAAUGAAAACGGCAUGAGAGUCAAAAUAGUGUUUCCAGAGAGCUAGGAUUAGUUGUACUGGGCAUCCAUGUUGUGGAAAGCACGUUUGCUGCUACAUAAAAUUGUGAAGCAUCCCUAAUUCACUUAGUCCCUAUAUCUAUUAGGGGAAACAUCCUGUGCCUCACAAGUUCAGAGGUAGUUUCUGUCAUGCUUAACCACAUGUGCAUUUUAGGUAAUUAAGCCGACGUGAACUGCCAGGGUCCUUUAUGCCUUCAGGUAAAUGUACACAAAUGGAGAAAUAAUAAUAAUAAUAAUAAUUAUUAUUUAUUUAUACCCUGCCCAUCUGGCUGAGUUUCCCCAGCCACUCUGGGCGGCUUGCAAUCAAGUGUUAAAAACAAUACAGCAUUAAAUAUUAAAAACUUCCCUAAACAGGGCUGCCUUCAGAUGUCUUUUAAAGGUAGGAUAGCUGCUUAUUUCCUUCACAUCUGAAGGGAGGGCGUUCCACAGGGCGGGCGCCACUACCGAGAAGGCCCUCUGCCUGGUUCCCUGUAACCUCACUUCUUGCAAUGAGGGAACCGCCAGAUGGCCCUCGGUUCUGGAUCUCAGUGUCUGGGCUGAGCGAUGGGGGUGGAGAUGCUCCUUCAGGUAUACAGGACCAAGGCCAUUUAGGGCUUUAAAGGUCAGCACCAACACUUUGAAUUGUGCUCGGAAACGUACUGGGAGCCAAUGCAGAUCUCUCAGGACCGGUGUUAUAAUUGAAAUCAAGCUCUUUCUGUUUUAUAGAUUGCCUCUCCAUAAGCAAAAGCUAAAGGGCCCUCUUAAGAAGUGCCAUGUCAAUGUCCUUGCUUGUCUUUUCUGCAUUCGGGAGUUUUAUUUCUAGAAGACUCCCAAAUAAAUACCAGUUUUGGCCCCUCUCCGUUGUCAGCUAUCGCAGUUACCUGCAAAACAUUUCAGAACAGAAGCUGCUGUUUCUGAAAGUACCAGAUUGAAAGCUUAGAAGCGGUCUUCAAUGAUAGGUGGGGAGACUUGAGUAUCUGAGUGAGCAGCGAGUGCCAUCUUAGAAAUAAAAACUUCAGAUAUAUUAUUCAGAUUGUGGUGGAUUAUCUGUCGCUCCAAGUAUCUCCUCAAAGUGCAAUGCAUGAAUCUCAGUUGUACUCAGUUUUGCACAAGAAAACUGACAUCAACCCUUCUGCAAAAAGUAGUGUUUCUUGGGCUACCAGUAGCCUUCAGUUUUCUCAAUAGCAGCACACCCUGUGGUUUGCAUGUCAUGCCAAGUCAAACUAUGGUUUAGCGCAGUGUUUCCCAAACUUGGGUUUCCAGCUGUUUUUGGACUACAACUCCCAUCAUCCCUAACUAGCAAGACCAGGGUCAGGGAUGAUGGGAACUGUAGUCCAAAAGCUGAAGACCCAAGUUUGGGAACACUGGUUUAGCAGGACCAUACAGCCUCCAGAGAGGAGCUCACAGCUGCUGUGCCCUUGCCUGGUCCUUUUUGCUGCCAUGCUGCACUGAGCUGAACCAAAGCUGGACUGCAACAGUAAGUACUGGGCUCCGAGAAUCAUAUAAUUUCUGUAAAAUAUUGGGUCAUAAGUGAUGUGUAAUUUCCUCCCCACAGAUGUGCGUCUGACACCUUCAUUGCGUAACUUUUGUUGUAUGCUGAAGAUUCAUCUCUACCCUGUUCUUUUUACACUUGAGAUACAUAUAAUUUAGGACCCACUCUAGUUGUGAUUGAAAAUAUUUUUAACCUGUUUUCAGUUAUGUAUUUUAUAUUGAUAUAACCUGCCCUGGAACGUUCUGGUGAAGGGCAUGUCAAUCUAAGUUAUUAUUAUUAUUAUUAUUAUUAUUAUUAUUAUUAUUACAUUGCACUUAAAGUAAAAUGAAACAGUACUGAAUAAUAACUCUUUACCAACUGUUUGAUCCUUCCAACUGUUCACAUUAUAUGCACAGUUUCAUAAGAACUUAUUGUGGAAAUCAAUACGUUUCGAAUUAUUACAUUUUGAUACUUUUAAUUGGUCUUAACUUGUUUUCGUCUUUCAACAUAUGUUGAAAGAUGCAACCUUUGCAACCUCGAAGCUAGGUACCUCACUUUUAUUUUCAUUUUUCAAGUGAAGGCCGUUUGCAAAUGGGAUUGGCUAGGGCUUUCCACCAUAUGUAUAAAAUCACAUGGAAUGGACAUGUGCCAUACAUAGCUCUGUAAAUGCUUUUUCCUGUAUGGAAGUUAUGUUUGUUUAGGAAACUUGUCAUGUUCUGCAAUUCAAACACAAGGUUGAAUGUUAAAUUUUCAAGUUAUUGUACACAGCGUUCUUAAAACAAUAACAUUCGUGGGUAAUGGGAAGGUGAUAGAGCACCUACCAUCUCUAGGUAGGGCUAGGAAUAUCCCAUUUGAAACCCUGGAGAACUGCUGCCAAUCAAUGUAGACAAUAUCUGACUGAUGGUCUGACUCAAUAGAAUGCAGUUCCUUUAAUUUUGUGAGUUAAGUUCUGUGUUUAACUGUAGGGAGUGAUAUAACCCUUUAGAAAUCAAUAGCAAAACUCCAGCCAAAUGUAACCUGGGGCCUGUUUUCAUCCAGCCUCUCCUAGACAUAAAAAGCACUUUCGUUAAUAUGUUGGAAUCCACAUAACUCGGGCAGGUGAGCUUUUUGCUAUGAAGUGCCUAACAGUCUCAUUGGAAUCUGUCCCUUCUGUUUUCAAAGGUCUUCAAAAUGGCAGAGGAUGGCAGCAAGGAGGCCGUGCUUAUCUGUAAGUAUCCAAGAAUACUUCUGCAUUAAAUAUGCCUCUGCAUAUUAAUUGUCAAUGAGAGCCAAAUGAGGGCUGCCACCUCUCCUGUGUUCAAAAUAGAAGAGACAAUGGAUGUCCGAUCCUGGCACCCAGUAAAAUGCGGACAAUUUAAGUGGUUGUGUUCCAUUUAGGAGAGGCUGAGCCAGUGUAGGCAGGAACUGCGCAGGCACAGCAAACAGUCUGCCAUGCAUUGUAGAUUUUCUGGGGAUAUUUACUAAGACCUUUUGCUACUGCUAUCAGAGGUAUUAGUGGGCACAUUGGCAAGCUAUAAAGGUGAACAAAUGCAAGCACAUAUACUUAGUCUUCCUCUUGUCUGGGGAUGAGACCUGAGAGGUUAAAAUAGGAUUUACAGAAAAGAUGGGGGGAUUGGAGAGGGGGAAAGAAGCAUGGUGUUCAAAACUAUAAAUGACUGGUUCUCAAAACUUUUUUCUCUGAGCCAUACUUUCAGAAUAAAAAUUUGAUUGUGCCACACUGAAUUUUGUAGUGAUUAGAAAUACAUUGGGGGGGGAGAAACAACAACUAGCAGUGCUUGAUUUAUAACAUAGAACACAACUACUUUAUAAUAUGAUGAUGGGAAACCAGAAAGUAUGAAACAAUGCAGCUACAUAAGAACUUGAAUCAUUCCCAAACUCUAAUGAUAAACACGUCUUCUCUAGCACUAUGUUUGAACCGUGAUUCUAGCUCACAACUAGGAUUGUGCUCAGUAUCAUUUGAUGUUCUUGCUGUCAUUUUGAAAAGAUAUCUUUCCAUAUUCUGCAAAUAAUAAAAAUUAUUUUGAUACUAUACUAUAGUGAAAUGUUUAAAUGUUUCUUUGAUUGUCCUUGAAUCUUUAUGCUACACUUGCCAUCCUUUCCUGCCACACCAGUUUGGGGCACCACAACCUUUCAGAACUGCUGCCAUAAAUGCAUGGGCCCAGAUUGCACUGUGGAUUUACAGAUUUUAUCUGAGAUAUCAGCUGUUGAAUCUGGGCAUACACACACUGAAUUUUACAUGUGAACACCCUUUCAAACAGCAUGCCUGGGCAUUGGUGCCUGGUGAUAUCAAAGGUGGGAUAAGUGCACUUGCUGGGCAUGGGGUACAAGGUGUGUUUUGUUCCCUACUACUAGGUAAAGUUAUUAUAAGGGGUUGAAGAUGCACCAGAGAGGAGUAUGGAGAAGUUUGAGAUGCAUGUGCUUGGAAAAUGCACAUUUUUUUUCAGUUUUGUGAGAAGCUUCUGAAUAACCCUUAGUAGGAUUUCUUGUUCUCUGUGGGAUUCUUCCUCUAAUGGCUAGAAUUUAAGUGGUGGUGGUGGGGUGGUACUUAAUUUAUAGCAACUGGCAUCACAGACAUCCGUAGCUUCAAGCAGUCUCGUUUUACAAACCAAACAAUUUGUUUUGUUUCAUUAUUUUGCUGUUCUGUGUUUUUUUCUUCACGCACCAUCACAAUAAAUAAAUACUGAAGGGUUAGAACAGCCCUAAUAGCUUUGCAGAUGCCCCCAAGGCAUAAAAGAGCAUGCGAGAGUGCUGUUUAGUUGUGAUUACUCUGCAGUGCUGACAGCUGUGGUGCUUUUUUUGCUUUUUUACCAGCAAGCUAAGCCGAUGUGUCUGAGAUACUACUAAAAAAAUACAGGAUGACUUGUAGCAGGACUACAGGAGACAUCAUUAGAGAGCAAAAUAGUGAGUUGCAGUAGUGUUGGUUUGAAAGCAGAAGACCAGGGUUUGGAAACCAUGCUCUGUUUGUGAGGCUACCUUUGAGGUUGGUCAGGAGGCUGCAGCUGGUGCAGAAUGUAGCAGCUUGGGAGCAUACUGCUGCCAGCAUAUAACGCCUUGCCUGUGGGGUUUGCACUGACUGCCAAGUUCAAGGUGUUGGCAUAUACCAUGCAGGGCCAGGUUAUAUACCCAGUGGGACACUGUGGUUGGUGGGAGACCUCUCUUACAAGUUCCAAGGAUCCCAGAAGCCUGCACUACUGUAACUCAGAGCAGGGCUUUCAAUGCGCUUUUCCAGUUGGAUGAAUGGAUCUCUGCCAUGGGUACCUGUUUUGCUCGCUCCCCCCCCCCAAAAAACCAACAACAUAUAUCUGAUCUUUUAAAAACUGUAUGUUGUGCAUUGCCUCAAGACCUGUGCAUGCAGGAUAAUUAAUAAAUAAGCGCUCUGUAGGCUGUGUUGGUGCAGGUCUAACAUUUGAAUGAGUGAAAGGUAACGUUGGAAGCAACCUUCCUCGGCACAAAAGACAAUUAGAGGUGAUGUUGGACUUGCUUUCCGACUAAGAUCCAAAGAGAAGACAUGGAAGCUGAGCCACGACUUUAAAAGAGGAUUAGGCAGGUGCAUGGAGGACAAGGCUAUCAGAGACUACUCUCUGCAAUGCCUUUGUUCUGCAUCCACUGUGGAGAACAGUUGCUGGAACCCAGAAGUUUGGAGAAUGCUGCUGCACCUAACUCCUGCUUGCAGACUUUCGCGGGCAUCUGGUUGGCCACUGUGAGAAAAAGGAUGCUGGACUAGAGGGGCUUGAUCCAACAGGGCUCUUUUUAUUACAUUAUAUUUGGCUUAGCAUGUUAUUCAGGGAUGCAUAAGCUCUCUCAUAGGACAAUGAGGAAACUGCCUUGCACCGAGCAAGACCAUUGUUUCAUAAAGUUGGUGACUUCAGCAGUUUCCUAGGAUCUCAGACUUAACUGGAGAUGCCAGGGCUUGAACUUUUGCAUAUAAAACAUGUGCGCUGCUCCCUCCCCAACUAGGAGGGGAGGAAUAAAGCAGCUGUGAGGAGGGAAGCCUGCACACUCAUGUGGUGUCCUGCCCACGGUUGUUUACAGGCAUGGGGCUCUUCAAAAUAAGGAUCUGGGUUCAUCUGAAGCUCAGUAGAUGGAGCUUUUUUAUUCUGAAGUUCUCUCCCUGCGUACAACCACAGCCAGGCUAGCAUUCUUUAUCCCCGAAUUCGUCCUUCCAGUCUGUGCAAGUCCUGGGCCUGUGCUUAGAACAGGGCGUUCUGAAAAGCAUGGCCUGGAUGAUGGAAUGGAUCUACUAUUACAAAAAAAGGGAGAAGCAGCUAUGACUGUAAACAAAGCUCACUCCUAGAGAUGUUUGCUCCUUCUGUGGAGCCUGCGAAAAAGGUUAUGCUUCUUGGUUGCUGGAAUAGCCUUUGCUAUGAACACCGAAGAGAAGUAACUUGAGGUAAAUUGAGCUGGAAUGGUUACAAAACAGUCUGGUGAAAGGUGUUUGUGUAACAUCCAGAAGAAAGCGGCUUUGCACGCAUUGAUUCAGAGAAUAUGAAUAUCAUUUUCCAGCCAGAAUCGGUUAUACCAAGUGUUGCUUCCCCUUCCUCUAAGCAUCCUUCCUCGACUGACAAAACUAUAAUUGUUAGACAUUUAUUCAAAGCCUAUUUUCUUUGGGAAUUUUUGCAGGUGCUGUUAUAGUCUGAUAACACAAGUGCCAUUUUAUUCCUUAUUUAUCCCUGGGAUGAGUUGAACUAUACUAUUGAUUCAAACAAGUACGUGGCCACCGGGUAAUUGAAUAUCACAGUUGUUGGAGUACACUGUGAAGCUGCUUGGCUUUCUCCAUGGCUACCUGCUUUUUCUUUUGUCUGCUUUCAGGGUGUGA
Podarcis lilfordi (Lilford's wall lizard) is the source of this 9635-nucleotide messenger RNA. Lineage: Eukaryota; Metazoa; Chordata; Lepidosauria; Squamata; Lacertidae. The record is from the annotation of a GenBank genome assembly.